Manihot esculenta (cassava) is the source of this 2076-nucleotide messenger RNA. Its product is annotated as transmembrane protein 87B. The record is from RefSeq and is a predicted model, not a curated record. Gene Ontology annotation, biological process: transport. Bases 176 to 1738 code for a protein of 520 amino acids. NCBI's taxonomy places the organism in Eukaryota, Viridiplantae, Streptophyta, Magnoliopsida, Malpighiales, Euphorbiaceae. Gene Ontology annotation, cellular component: Golgi apparatus; membrane. The transcript is spliced from 5 exons.
AUGCUCACGUCCAUGUUGGCGCGUAAAAUCCACAUUUUCACUCUCCUCACCGACAGCGAUCUUUGCUUCUCUCAUACUCAGUCUCUCCUUCCCUUCACAACCACCAUCACCUGCUUCUCAGAAUCUCCUCCCUCAAAUCCGCCGCUAACAUCUCCUUCUCUCUCUCUCUCUGGCCAUGGAUUUCGCAUCUCGAAGCAGAUCUUAUCCCACUCGUCUUCUCAUUCUCGCAUUCUCAUUCUUCUUCCUAUCUUCAACACUAAAUCUCACCUUUGCCUCUAUCCACAUCUACAACAAAGAACCCUUGAACGAAGUCGGAAAUGCUUACCUUCUUUCCGGUGGCAGCGAAGGCAUUGUCGCCUCGGAUUCUUCCGUCCCUAAUGGCCGUUCUUAUAUCAGGUUUAGGGAUAUCACUUUUUGGAGGACCAAGGAUGCAGCUGAUGAACAUUCAGAAAUGGAACACAGUACAGGUCUGGUACAGAUUGUGAUUUUUGAGGCAGCUGACCGGAAUAAUAUUGGUGGUUCUGCUUAUGGGGGACAAAGAUCUAUUUGUUGUACCCCUGAUCUUGCUAAGCUGGAAGGUUGCAAGCAAGGUGAAGUCAUUAGGAUACCUUCAGCAACAGAAAAUAACUGGCCUAUUGUUUUGAAUGUACAAUUCGGUGGUAACUACUUAUCUGCAAACAUACGAGAUGAGUAUGUUAACAUCACAAAGACUGGAAUGUAUAACUUAUUUUUUAUCACUUGUGAUCCAAAACUCAAGGGACUCAUAAUGAGUGGAAAGACAGUUUGGAAGAAUCCUGAUGGUUAUUUGCCUGGCAGGAUGGCCCCCUUAAUGAAGUUUUACGUGCUUAUGUCUCUUGCAUAUCUGUUGCUUAGUGUUAUUUGGUUCACCCAAUACAUGAGGUUUUGGAAAGACAUAUUGCAACUUCAGCAUUGUAUCACAGCUGUUAUUGCCCUAGGAUUGUUCGAGAUGAUUCUUUGGUAUUCUGAAUAUGCAAAUUUUAACAGUACAGGAAUAAGGCCUGUUGCAAUUACAACUUGGGUUGUGACAGUUGGAGCUAUAAGGAAAACAUUAGCUCGUCUUCUUAUACUCUCAAUAUCAAUGGGGUAUGGUGUUGUGCGGACAACCCUUGGUGGUCUUACCUCAAAGGUGCUUCUUCUUGGAUUUACAUAUUUUUUGGCAUCUGAGUUACUGGAUAUUACUGAGUAUGUGGGAAGUAUUAAUGAUAUAUCAGGAAGAGCAAGAUUGUUUCUAGUCCUUCCUGAUGCAUUCCUUGAUGCAUUUUUGAUACUAUGGAUAUUUACCUCUCUUUCAAGGACAUUGGAGCAACUACAGGCAAAAAGAAGUUCAGUUAAGUUGGAUAUCUAUAGGAAGUUCUCAAAUGCACUUGCUGUGGCAGUGAUAGCUUCUGUAGCUUGGAUAGCUUAUGAGGUUUACUUCAAAGCAACCGAUCCAUUUAAUGAGCGUUGGCAAAGUGCUUGGAUCAUUACUGCUUUCUGGGACAUUCUUGCAUUCGCCUUGCUUUGUGUUAUUUGCUAUCUCUGGGCUCCUUCUCAAAGUUCUCAAAGGUAUGCCUACUCGGAAGAAGUGGGAGAGGAAUCGGAUGAUGAAGAAGCUCAUUCUUUAACAAGGGGAAAGUCAGAUGGUGAUAUUGGUUUAGUUGAAAAGAAAGUGCAGAACGGUGGGACCACAGAUGUUUAUGAUCAAGAGGAUGAAACAGAAGAGGAUAAAAGAGAAUGAUGCGUUGUACACAUAUUCUUUCAGCUGUUAACCUCAUUCAGCAGUGCUAAACAUAAUCGUGUUGAUUGAGCUCAAAGAGAUGAUUACCAGUUAUUUCAGAGAUACAUCCACUAGGCCUGCAGAGGAUCAAAAUUUUGACGUAAUGUUGAUUGUGCUAAUUCUCCAGAAUGAAAAAAAACUGCCUUCGCAGCAUUAGUUUUGUGAUUAUUGUGCAAGUAUAUCAAUGAACUAUAGGUGUUAAGAGAACAUGAAAACAUAUCGAGUUUUAAUGCCCCAAUUGGGGCUUGUAUCAUAGUUAUUGGCAAUAAAAGUUAAGGGUCUCACUGAAGAUUGGAUAA